AUGACAUUCAGAAACUAUAAAAUUGAUAAUAUCAAAUGCCCAAUAAUUAGGUUUGUACUAAACAGCAUGCCUGUGAAAUAUAUGUUUGCUAAAGCACAACAGUACGGAUAUUUCGACAAUUAUAGAAAAUUUGAAUUUAAUGCUGAGACAGUGACAUUAAUUACAGGAGGUGCUAAUGGUCUUGGCUCUGAAAUUGUCAAGUUGUUGCUUACCAAGCCUUCCAAGAAGAUCAUAAUAGUUGAUGUUGUACCUCCAAUCCCUGACUAUUUAAACAACCCAAAGGUUCUUUUUCUGAAGUGUGAUAUUUCUGAUGAGAAACAAGUUAAACAUUUAUAUAAAAAGGUUAUUUCAGAUUUUGGUUAUAUUUCAGUCCUCAUCAAUAAUGCGGGAAAGACGACCAUCGAGACAAUAUUUACCACAGAUGAUAAUCAAAUUGACAAUGUCAUCAAUAUAAAUUUCUUAGGAGCAUAUUACUUGACAACUUUGUUUCUGCCUCACUUACUGGAAAGAAUGUCCGGCUGUGUGGUAAAUGUUUCUUCAAUUUUGGGAGAAACUACUCCUGCAAGAUUAGCAACAUAUGGUGCAUCAAAGGCCACUUUAACUGCAUUUCAUAAACUGUUAACGGACCAUAUAGCCCGGAUCCCCUGCUGUCAUGUAAACACAAUUUUGGUAUGUCCUGGAAAAUUGGAAACUAAAAUGUUUGAAGUGGUGAGUACACCAUCUAAAGUGUUAGCACCAGAUGUUGACCCGGCCAAAUUAUCUGUUGAUAUUAUUAAAGCUGUCGAGUCAAAUAAUCGUUGUAUAAUCAGAAGACCGUAUUAUACUAAUCUUCUACCCGUUUAUAACACGUUGGAUUGGCCCUUUGUAUGGAUGAUAAAACAUAUGAGUGGGAUGAAUAAAGUUACCGCAUUAUAG
This is a messenger RNA of Maudiozyma saulgeensis, 915 nucleotides long. Lineage: Eukaryota; Fungi; Ascomycota; Saccharomycetes; Saccharomycetales; Saccharomycetaceae. The record is from the annotation of a GenBank genome assembly.